This is a messenger RNA of Drosophila takahashii, 358 nucleotides long. It is a transcript of the gene Dpm3, whose product is annotated as Dolichyl-phosphate mannosyltransferase subunit 3. Gene Ontology annotation, cellular component: endoplasmic reticulum membrane; dolichol-phosphate-mannose synthase complex. The record is from RefSeq and is a predicted model, not a curated record. NCBI's taxonomy places the organism in Eukaryota, Metazoa, Arthropoda, Insecta, Diptera, Drosophilidae. Gene Ontology annotation, biological process: GPI anchor biosynthetic process.
UCACACUUUUAUGUUUACGUGUUUUUAUUUUGGAUUUAGUUUUGUUUAUCUUUGAAAAUUAAUUAAAUAUGACAAACCUGCAACGCUGGCUGUUCUACGCAUCGCUCUUUGCGUUGCCCUAUCUUUCGAUUGUUUUGGGCACUGUGCAAACGGCAUUUACUAGCAAGUACUUCCUGCAUAUUCAGCUUCUACCUCUUUUGCUCCUCGUGAUUUUCGGCAUCUAUUCCGUUUGGACUGUUCUCUAUAGAACUCUCACUUUUAACGAUUGUCCCGAGGCCGCCAAGGAACUUCAGGAUGAGAUUCUGGAAGCACGCAAAGAUUUGAUCGCCAAGGGAUUUCGGUUUCGCGAUUAGGAAGA